This is a messenger RNA of Solanum tuberosum (potato), 1469 nucleotides long. RefSeq lists its product as uncharacterized. Gene Ontology annotation, biological process: translation. Gene Ontology annotation, cellular component: ribosome. Gene Ontology annotation, molecular function: structural constituent of ribosome. NCBI's taxonomy places the organism in Eukaryota, Viridiplantae, Streptophyta, Magnoliopsida, Solanales, Solanaceae. The record is from RefSeq and is marked provisional.
CGCACUUCUACCGAAAAACCCUAGCAGCCCCCCCUCCCCCUGCAUGGCACCGCUGCCCAUCCCUACCACCACCGUGCAAAGCCUGGAAAAUGAUAUGGCCACUGACAGCGCCGCCGUUCCCCUUCCCGCCGUAAUGAAGGCUCCGAUCCGUCCUGAUGUGGUCACCUACGUCCACUCCAACAUUUCCAAAAACGCCCGGCAACCUUAUGCAGUGUCGAGGAAAGCCGGUCACCAGACCUCUGCUGAGUCAUGGGGUACCGGACGUGCUGUGUCACGUAUCCCUCGUGUUCCCGGUGGUGGUACUCACCGUGCCGGACAGGGAGCUUUCGGUAACAUGUGUCGUGGUGGACGGAUGUUCGCUCCGACGCAGAUCUGGCGCCGAUGGCAUAGGAAGAUCCCUGUUAACCAAAAAAGGUAUGCUGUUGCUUCAGCUAUUGCUGCAUCUUCCGUUCCUUCAUUGGUUCUCGCUCGUGGUCACCGUAUUGAAUCGGUCCCUGAGCUACCUCUCGUUAUUUCCGAUUCAAUUGAGGGUAUUGAGAAGACUAGCAACGCUAUAAAAGCUUUGAAGCAAAUUGGUGCUUACCCAGAUGCUGAGAAGGCCAAGGACAGCCAUGCUAUUCGCCAAGGAAAGGGAAAAAUGCGUAACCGUCGUUACAUUUCCCGAAAAGGUCCAUUGAUUGUGUAUGGAACUGAAGGAGCUAAGCUCGUGAAGGCAUUCAGGAACAUUCCUGGUGUUGAAAUCUGCCAUGUUGAUCGUUUGAAUCUGCUCAAGCUUGCUCCAGGUGGUCACCUUGGUAGGUUUAUUAUCUGGACCAAAUGUGCUUAUGAGAAAUUGGAUGGCAUUUAUGGUACAUUCGAUAAGCCAUCACUGAAGAAGAAGGGAUAUUUGUUGCCAAGGCCAAAGAUGGUGAAUGCUGAUCUUGCCAGGAUUAUCAAUUCUGAUGAGGUGCAGUCUGUUGUUAGACCAAUCAAGAAGGAUGUUAACAAGAGGGCAACUUUGAAGAAGAAUCCAUUGAAGAACCUGAACGUAUUGCUGAAGCUCAAUCCUUAUGCAAAGACUGCCAGGAGGAUGUCCCUUUUGGCCGAGGCACAGCGUGUCAAGGCCAAGAAGGAGAAGCUCGACAAGAAGAGACAUCAAAUUACAAAGGAGGAGGCAUCAGCAAUCAGGGGUGCAAGUCAUUCGUGGUACAAGACCAUGAUCUCAGAUUCCGAUUAUGCAGAGUUCGACAACUUCACAAAGUGGCUCGGAGUUUCUCAGUAAAGGGACUUUUCUUUUAUGAACUCAUGUUAGAAAGCUUUUUGUUUAGUCUGCUGUUUUGUUCUACUUUGCUGGCCCAAGACAUGAAAGAUAUUGAGUGGGAGGAAAUCCACGGGCUCGUUGCCUGGCUUUUCCUUGCCUACAUUUUGAGUUUUAAUUUUAGCUGGAGUAUUACUCUACAUGGUAUGGAAUUAAGGAUUUUUAUGGAGUA